Messenger RNA from Cyphellophora attinorum, 2568 nucleotides. Its product is annotated as Dilute domain-containing protein C25B8.08. Lineage: Eukaryota; Fungi; Ascomycota; Eurotiomycetes; Chaetothyriales; Cyphellophoraceae. The coding region runs from base 1 to 2568 and encodes 855 amino acids. The transcript has a single exon. The record is from RefSeq and is a predicted model, not a curated record. Gene Ontology annotation, molecular function: GTPase binding.
AUGGAUCCCGGCGAUCCUUAUGGAGGCAGCCCCUCCGACAAUGACCCCACGAGUCCUACUUCACCCAAACGCGAACUACCGCCCGAUCUACCUACGUCCCUCGAUGACCGACGCGGAUACCAGGACCCCUUCGCUGGGGAGACUGAGUACUAUGAUGGCUGGCAAGGCUCAUCGCAAUUCAUCGCCGCUCCAACUCCUGCCCGCGCCCUGACCUUCGAUCUCAAACUCGAUACGCCCGCGUACGAUGAGGCCGAGACUUUCGCUCGCAUCCAGGAUAGCGACUCUCGCCUCAUGGAAAUGGUCGCCGCUCAACAAAGACAACGGCGUGAAGAUGGUGGGACUCCCAAUGGCGGCGACGAGGACGCUAUCGCCGUUGACGACAGUCUGAGCGACGACGAGAAACGGGAAACAUUGCAGAAAGCACUGAACAUGGCCGCAAGCAACGGGAACGUGCAGAGAGUAGGCAAGCUCGUCAACGGUCGUGCGAAGAGCUAUAUCGAUGUGAACCUUCCCGAUGAGGAGGGCACUGUGCCCUUGAUCUACGCCUCCUGCUUCGGGCACGAGGGUGUGGUCAAAGCCCUGCUUGAUGCCGGCGCAAACGUCGACAAGCAGGACCGCAAUCAGUGGAGUGCUCUAAUGUGGGCGAUGACAAAUCGGCAUAAGUCAAUCGCGAAGAUGCUGCUCGACCACGGCGCGAAUGCGGAUAUCAGGAGCAGUAGUGGCGGGACGGCGUAUGACUUUGUGCAGCCGGGGAGUGAUCUGAGUCAGUACCUGGCGGAGAACGGCUAUCAUUUUGGUGGUGUUGGGAGUCUAGGUGGCGGAGAGGGAGGCGACGAUUUCUACAAGGGUGGAUGGGAUCAGGAAAGGCUGGAUGAGGAGUAUAUGGCAGAGUCCGAGAUGAAGAGGAGGGCAUUGAUGCAGGAAAGUGCGGCGAAUCUAGAGGUCGAUCUGAGUACAUUGGGAUUCAAUGAGAAGCCGGAGUCGCCGACGGUUGAGUCAGACGACGAGGAAGAGUUCAUCUGGGAGCGCUGCGUUGGUGACCAAAUGUUUGUUUUCCAGACCGACCAGCUGGACAAAAUCUUUGAUCUGAUCAUCACCAACAUGACACCGCAAAGGUCUCCAUCACAAAAGCCGGUUCCGGCUAACCUCAUCUUCCUCAUGUGCCGCUACGCACACUAUCACAUGACCCCUGCGCUGCUGCAGGAGGUGCUUACCAAAGCCAUGGACAGGAUCAACGAUGUCAUAGAACGACAUCAGUGGGACAUGACUAUGCUCGCGUUCUGGAUAUCGAACGAGACUUUGCUCUUGCACUACCUGAAGAAGGACAAUGGACUCCUACAGGCCACGACCCGGUUCCAAGCAGAGCUUGCCGACCUCGUCAAUGAAACCUUCAUCCUCAUUAUACGCGACGCCGAAAGACGAAUGAACAAGGUCCUUAAUGACGCCAUGAUCGAUCACGAAACUAUUCCCGGCCUCGACGACAUAGAAUUCCAGGGCGAGUGGAAAGUGUUCAAGUCGAAGUCGAAGACCGUGGAAGAGCCACCGGAAAAGAGGUACCGGCCGCCAUCGCCUAAGCAAAGGGCAAAGCCCUCGCCACGAAACAUAACAUCCCUGCUUUCUUCGACAUUGUUCGUACUCGACCUCUACGACGUACACUCCGUCAUCACAGCACAGAUUCUCUCCCAACUAAUGUAUUGGCUAGGUGCAGAGCUAUUCAACCGCAUCAUUACUCAGCGCCGCUACCAGUCCCGUACGAAAGCUAUGCAGAUACGCAUGAACGUCUCUCAGCUGGAGGACUGGACGCGGUCGAAUAAUCGGCAGCCAGAGCACUACGAGAAUGGCUCGACCAUAACUACUGGAGAGGACACAAUUGCCGCUGCCCGCAGGCAUUUGAGUCCGAUCAUCCAGCUACUGCAGUGGCUACAAUGUUUCACAAGUCUGGGCGAAGACCACGAAAGCCUGAUCGGCACAUUGGUCCAGCUGCAACGACUUACACCAUAUCAGCUGCUACACACAGUCAAGAACUACCGUGCCGAAGUCGGCGAGAAGAGUCUACCAAAACCACAUGUGAAGUUUCUGAAGCAGCUCGAGAAGGGUCAAGAGACGCUUAUACGACGGCCUGUCACACCUAUACCCGAUAGCGGAACUGCUACGCCAAAUCCAGUUGUGCAGCAAGAAAAACAGAAGAACGGCGAGAGUCCUGUCAAAGGCAAGACGUCGAAUGCGACAGCAGGCGCGAAUCCUACGACGCCCACGAACUCAACACUUCCCGCCGCCACCACAGCUGCUGGCGCGCCCGCACAGACGCCAACAUCAAACCCAGCGAUCGUCACAACGCAAUUGCCCGAGUCGGAGCCAACGGAUCUCUCUCCAACAGCAAAGCCAGGUCAGCUGACACUAGAUCAGUCUAUGAUGUUGCCAUUCAGUCUGCCCACUAGUACCGACAUGCUGAUCAGCUAUGGCGCCGGUAUUGGCGGAAGGGAUCGUGAACGAGCGCGAAAGUAUGUACCGACAGUGCCUGUUGAGGUGCUUGGUGGACUGGCAGGUAACGGAGCACUAAAGUCAUGA